Temnothorax curvispinosus is the source of this 5691-nucleotide messenger RNA. RefSeq names its product neurofilament heavy polypeptide-like. The record is from RefSeq and is a predicted model, not a curated record. NCBI's taxonomy places the organism in Eukaryota, Metazoa, Arthropoda, Insecta, Hymenoptera, Formicidae. The transcript is spliced from 12 exons. The coding region runs from base 2397 to 4262 and encodes 621 amino acids.
AAUCCCCGGCAUAUCCCCCUCACGCCGAUCGCGCUUCUUCCGCUCUCAUCGAUCUCGACGACUUUCCAAAUUCUCUCCGCACCGCACCGGGCGAAUUUUCGACGAUACCGAAACGAAACGAAACAGCGCGGGUCUGCGAUAUCUCAACGCACGAGACGUGAAUGAUACAUCAUUUCCGACUUGAAACGCCGCCGACUCCGCUACUCGCGGCACAUCUGUUCGUCGUAUCGCGCUGAAGAACACGUAGUCGCAAACACGUCUUGCGGUAUUAGUAAAACCUGAUACGCGAAAAAUACGCAGAAAUCGAAUCAUGCCAUUUGGAAAACGCUUUAAAGGAGAUAUCCAUCGAUGACGGAGACUUCCCCUUUCGACGAAAAUUACAAAGUUCGAUCUUACGAGUCGUCGACGGAGAUUUCCUCUCGGUAGAGAUUGCGAAGUUAAAUCUAGUGGCAGUAACGACAAGCGCGCGUAAAGUGUAUUGAAUAAAUGUACUUUCUUCUUCGCAACAAGAUCGCUUCGCUAUAUAAAUUUGUUUAUCGAACUGAAAAUGAAUCAUUAUUGAAUUUCAAAUGAAUAUUGAUUUGGUCGUCGAGAUCGAUAAAAGCGGAAUAUCGUCUUUUUGUCGCAUGCCGAUCCAGAACUCCUUUUUGUUUCUCUCCUCGUGUCAGUUUUGUACGCUUGAUUUUCUUAAAAAUGUCUGAUGAAAAAACGGAGGAGGAUUUUCGCGCUUUGAAUGUGCACCAGCGGAUCGGCAGAAAAAACCCCCGAUAUUCUUGAUGUUAUCACCCUGUUGUAAUUACCGUUGUAAUUACCGCUGUUGCCGUAGCCCGAGCUGGAGAUAGAGCAUCCCGCAGUUGCAUUUAGAGAUAAAUUAUGAGCUAGUCGCUAUGAGCUAAUAGCGAAAGCAAUAAGCAGAGCUAUCGCGUUGGUAUUUUUAUCGAGUUUUAGUAAUUCGUGCGAUAAUCGGCGCGCUGGCGAUAUGGAGAGCAGACGGUUUUCGAUCUCCUAAAAAUAUAUCAUGUAUGUACAUCCGACCUUUGUAAAUCAUGAAUUUCGGACGAGCUCUCCGGAAUUUCGCGCUUGGCGCGCAGCGCGAAAGUUGUAAACAACCACGGCAAUAAAUCGCAAAUAAAACAGCACUGUAAAGAUUUGUAUCCAUCCUAUGCGAAUUGACGUCGACGCUUUAAAUUGCGAAUCGAACGCUGCCUUGCGCAAAUUGUUUGUGUGUUGAAUGUCCGCCCUCUAAUAUCUGCUCUAUCCUAACUCGCGAUAUGCCAGAUAUAUGCCUUCCCUUUCCCUUGGGGAUGUUUUUAUUUUUUUUUUUCGUACAGCCGAGUGAGCGUUUUUCGUGAUUCAUAUUUCUAGAGUAGAGUGUCGAUCGGGCAGCUUGUGUCGUCCCGAUAUUUCUAUAGAAGUGCGCCGUUCUGCGAGAUGUUUAUCGCAUUAUUUACACCAGGCAAUCAUAAUCUCAGAAAAUGCGGAAAAAGCAACACAACGUGGAUAAAGAAAUAGUUCUUGUGAGACAGAUCGCUUCUUAUUCGAGAGCGACGCGCGCGCGAUAUAUCAACUCUUGAGAUAAUAUGAGGAUUUAAUUAUAAAGAAAUAUAUAUAUGGAAUAAUAAUAGAAAGCUUUAUUUAAUUCUUUACGAAUUGACCUGACGUGAUACAAUAACAUCACGUUAUUUAUUAAUAUUAAAUUUAAAAGGUCCUCAAUUAAAUUGUUUUAAAAUUGAUAUCUGAACUUUUCUAAAAUAGUACGGAGAAAGAGGAAUAACUUAAUUUUCGCUGAUAGUUAUUUAAAUGUAUAUUGUAUAGUGAUUUAUAUGCUGCAAUAUUUUUGGAGAGUUAAGAUCGGAUUAUAUUAUCUUGUCUCCUGAAAUUAUGGUUAUUCUGUGUGACGUCGUAGUAAAAUAUGAAGAAGAAUUGCUUUCCAUCCGGCAGUCUUAUCGCGAAGUAAGUUCUAUUAACCGUAACUAACAACAUUCAUCGUCAUUAUCAUCGUCAUCGUCAUCGUCAUCAUCAUCAUCAUCAUCAUCAUCAUUAUCAUCAUCAUCAUCAUCAUCAUCAUCAUCAUCAUCAUCAUCAUCAUCGCCGUCAUCAGCGUCGUCGCCAUCGUCAUCUCGAUAGACACACAACGCGACAAUUGGCCAAGUCGGUUAUCUCGAGCGUCAGUCACGAAAAGAAAUCCGUCGCGGCAUACGAGCCUUCAUGUGACCUUUUCUCUCUUUUUCACUUCCUCCCCGGUGACCCUUUUCUCAUCCCUCCUAAUCUAUGCCCACUCGAGACUCCGCGAAAAAGCGUAAAGCGAGGGCGAGGCAAACGGGAUAGCGAGGUAUCGACCCAUUAUCGACGUCAUACCGCUCUCCGGCGUCAUCCAGUUGAGGAGCGUUCCUCAUAUGCCAUACGUGGCACACAAGAGGCUCGUCACCAUAGUUCACUCGCCGAUCCAUCAUGUGUACUACUCCGGCGCGAUGGUACCGAUAAGGGUGCGAUCGCGCGUGCGGCCCAGCAUCCUCGCAGCUGAGCUCAACAGGAUACGCUACCUGCCGAGGCUGUCAUCCCGAUCCUACACUGAAGAAUACCUAAAUUCCCGAGACAACAUACUUUUCGACGAUGAGACAAGGGAUAUUCGUGCGAAAGUGGAUUCUCUUCUUCGACGUGUCCACGUGUUCGUGCCAAGGGCAGUGGCAAGGUAUCCGACGGAAAUGAAAUGCGAUUUCCUCGAGCAGAUCGUGCCGGAACGUAUGCGCAACCACGAUUACGUUCGCCGGCUGCUCAGCGGCCGCAGCAACGCGAAGAAGCAGGUCGAUCAUCUGAACUGGUACGAUGUACCUGAGCGGGGCACCUUCGGCACUCUGGCGUGCAUCAAGUACGUCGCCGGCAAUCCGCAGUCCGUCAGAAGACCGUACUACAAAGUCGCGGACCUUCGGCCGGCCGACAUCCGCAACGACGUCAACUUCCUCAGCUACUACAGCAAGAACCGUCAGGCGGCCGCGACUGCCUCUCCCGGUCAACCAAUGACAGAACGAGAGAUGCGAAAGGUACGCGCAUUAGGCUACGACUCAACAAGCCAGGAACAAAAAACUCCUGCUCCGGAAUCGGAUGCAAAACCAGAGAAAAAAGCGAAAAAGAAACCGGAGCCGGAGAAAGAGCCGAUAAGAGAACCCGAAUCAAUGCCUGAACUUGUACCCGAACCUGUGAAAGAACCGGAAUCAGUUGCGGAACCUGUGAAAGAACCGGAGUCAGUUGCGGAACCUGUGAAAGAACCGGAUUUAGUUGCGGAACCUGUGAAACCUUCGAAACCGGCGAAGGGAUCGAAAGCGGCAAAAUCGGCCAAAUCCGCGAAGGCGGCCGAACCUAAAGCGGAACCUGCGCCAGAACCUGCUCCGGAACCCGUGAAAGAACCAGAAAUCGUAAAGGAACCGGAGCCCGAGCCCGUGCAGGAAUCACAGCCUGUUUCAGAGCCGAUAGCAGAGCCAGAAGCGCCGACAGAACCGGUCGCGGAGGAAGCGCCGACCGAAAGUGCGGAGGCCGUAAGUGACGAAGCUAAGGAAGAGAAGGUGAAACAAGAUAAGGAAGAUGCCGUAAGGAGGGCCGAGGCGUACCUUGCUAAAGCGGCUCGAGAAGCGCAAUCGGAAGAGGAGAGGCGGAAGGCCGCGGAGGAGGAACGGCUGCAGCUCGAGAUGGAGGAGAAGAAAGCGUGGGAGGCACUGCAACUUGCGCAGGAACGGAAAGCCGAGCUUAGCCAGAUACUAGAAAUCGAACAGCAGGAAGCCGAGAGAAAGGCGGAAGAGGCAAAGUUACAAGCUGAACGCGAGGAAGUGGAGAGAAUAGAAGAGGGGGAAAGAUUAAUCAACCAGGCGAAUCUCGAAUCACUCAUACAGGAGCAAGAACGAUUGAUAGUCGAGGAGCAUCUCGAAGAAAUUCAUAAUCAAAAGCAAGAGCAAGAAGAGACGGACGUCACGCAGCUUGAAGCUAAUGAAAAUAAAGACAUCUGUACCGAGGAGCCGGCGGAUCUUGGCGAAAUAACCGAUCAAGAGAAGGAAGAGAAGCCUUGCGAUGUUACCACGGAUGACGAAACACGGGUCGAGGAAGAGAAUGUCCACGAAGAGGAGCCCGAGAUAAUCGAAGAUCCUUUCGUCGAGGAGCCAGAAGGGGCCGAAAGUAAGCCGCAAACGGGACCGACGGCGGCUGAGGAUGGACCGCAAAUCGAAGAGGUUACUUCCGGCGAGGAAUUCGAAUGGGGUGAUCAGGAUUCGUAAUUGGUUCAGUCCGACUUGGUUCGGACCGUUUCGCGGCAUCGAUGGACCACGUUCCUUUUAUCGUCAUCAUUAACGUUAGGAUUUAACGCGUCUUCGCGUCCUAUCAUCCUGUCCGCGAAUAUCAUUUAAUCCAUGGCAUCAUCAUUGCGGAUAAUCGUCGCGACCGGUGAUACGACGAAGAGAUCUUAAUUAAUUUUCCUUAAUCCAAUCUCUUUAUUUAUUUAAUCGUAAAAUUCACAUUUCGCGUGCAGUUUCACGUUUCAUCAGCACACAUUUCGCAAUCAAUUUCACGCGUCACAUUGCGUUGAUCAUAUUAGGCGAACUCACGCGGAUCGAUGUAUAAGUAUUGGGAUUUCUGGUGGCUAUAUUUUUAUCAGCUUAUUUCAGAAAAACCGACCGAGGAGGCUCUCGUGCGAUCUGCGCGUAUUUAUUUCAUUACUGACCGCGCACACCCUUUUCACAUUAUAUCCCCACGUCGAGAGAACGGCAACCCGUAGAUCGAGUCUGACACGAGUAUCGAUUUCCGUUGGUCUGCCGGUGGUGGUGAUUCGUUUAUAGUCUCGGAUAGUAAUCGGGUAGAAAUAUCGCGACGUAUUUUAGCCGUCCAUUCGGCAGUCGUGCAAUCGAGCUGGUUUUGUCGUCGUCUAUUUUUACAGUAACAGCUUCGAGUUUCAGCCAUGAAAUUGGUUUGACUGCGAUUGUCCGAGCGAUCGAUCGGAAGGACGAGGAUUCCGGAAAUAAUCGCGAGUACGAUUUGAGAAUUAGCGGCCAUCUUAUGACUCUCUCGUCGCUCGGAAAGUGACAGCCUUCUGAUAUACUUAUGUUAGUAUUACUUAUUAUUAAAGAGGUACUAUAUACAUAUAUUAUAAGAGUGUGGUAAUAAGAAUAAUUCAAUAUGAAAUAUCUCUCUCCGUGAUUUAACAAACAGGCCGAAAAAGCAUCGUCUUUCCCGCAAACAACGUCGUGAAAAUACAUUGCGGAGCUGGGGAUGAAACGGUCACAAGUACAAUUUUACAAUUUUGUUAAUUAACCAAACCCAAGAUAUAAAUUUUUAAUGUUUUAUAUAAAAUUGUCAUGAGAUUCUCUGCAUAAUUCUCUGGCAUAAUAGAACAAAACGGAUACGAAUAUAUGUAAAACAUGCUUAUUACCCUUUCAUUUCGGAAAAGCUCUCUUGCCGUUUUUGCGCGAAUCCAGAUUAAAAUUAGACGUAAGAAAAGCUGCACAAUCUGUAAGAUAAUCGACGUUGUGCGCUGUGUAUGAAUAAAACAGGAAGGUACUUAACAUGGUACGUAAAUGAAUAACGAAUUUAUUCAUAUUCUAUUUAUAUGUUCCAGUAUUUAAUGCAUACUGAAAUUCGUAGCACGCAAUAUGUACCCAUGCAACGCCUAUUUUGUUUAUGAUUCAAGACAAUAAAUAUUAUAAAUUGUAA